Labrus bergylta (ballan wrasse) is the source of this 9386-nucleotide messenger RNA. Its product is annotated as neural-cadherin-like. Gene Ontology annotation, molecular function: calcium ion binding; cadherin binding. Lineage: Eukaryota; Metazoa; Chordata; Actinopteri; Labriformes; Labridae. Gene Ontology annotation, cellular component: plasma membrane; adherens junction; catenin complex. The record is from RefSeq and is a predicted model, not a curated record. Gene Ontology annotation, biological process: adherens junction organization; cell morphogenesis; calcium-dependent cell-cell adhesion.
AUGGAGAGGAGACGGAUCUCUCAGGAUGAAGAGGCGUUAAGUUCAGAGGGCUCUCCUGAAGGAACGGAUCGUGGGAUAACUAUGACGGAAAUGUGUCUCAAGUGUUUUUCUUUUCUUUUUGAUUGAUUUUCUCCCAGCCGCGCUGAGGCGCGUGGAGGUGCUGAACUUGCCACCAACAUGAUCUGGGCUGUUUUUUUAUGCUGCAUUCUGACGCCUGCUGCUGGAUAUCAAACCAAGGGUCGACUGCCUUUCUUUCACGGGCAUGUUUUUGAGAACUCUCCGACGGCUUCCAAAGUAAACGGACUGAGCAUUCCGGUGAGGCGCAUCGACGCGCAAAAAUGGUGCCCGGUCUCCGGAAUGCACUUCAAACUGUACGGAAACGGCAGCGAAGAUUUCCGCGCCUUCGCCCACCACAAGAAGGGGAAUAUUUUGUUAAAAACUUGCAGGGUUCUGGACAGAGAGGCUCGCGCAGAAUACCUGCUGAGUCUGGCUCUGUGCUGUCAGAGCUGCGUGCCGGAGUCUGUCGCCUUCGAGGUCGCGUCGGUAAAAGUGGACGUGUUGGACACCAACGACCACGAGCCCACUUUUCGCAGUGCAGACAGCGUGCACAUAACUUUAGAUGACACGACACCUCUCCGUAGUGUGGUUUACAGGCUGGAGGCGGUCGACGCUGACAGCGGCAACAACGCAGAGUUGACAUACAUUUCUGUCCCCAAAAACGGCAGCUUCUAUGUGGUGCCGAAAACGGGCGAAGUUUUGCUUGUUGACUCUAUCCUGGGGCUCCCUUCUGAAGUCACAUUCUGUGUUUUUGCCAGAGACCACGGGUGGCCCCCCCUCACCAGUAAAGGUGUAGUGGUCACCGUGUCUCCUCAGAGGUGGGCGACGCGUCCUGCCGAGCUAACGGGGUCAGGGAGGGCAGGACGGUCACCCAGGGCAUUGCUCGAGCCUGGCACGGUGGUUUCCCUCAACGUGUCUGAGGAUGCCAGCGUCGGCUCGGUCAUAACGAGCCUGAGCCCCAGCAGGUUCCAGUCAGCCGCCUACGAGCUGAUUUCCCCGGAGUCUGAGAGCUCUCCGGUCAGCGUGGGGCGCGAGAGUGGAGAUAUCACGAUCAGCAGGAGACUGGACAGAGAGACAGAGCCUUUCCUGGAGCUCACUGUUAAGAUUCAGGAUAAACGAGGCCCAGACUGGUACCUGAACAAGGUGAGGCUGAAGAUCACUGAUGUCAACGACAACAUCCCUGAGUGGAAUAUGAAGCCGUACCCGUACCUGGCUGUGGUGUCCCCUGAGGCUCCCGCGGGGACGUUUGUCUAUCACCUCCAGGCCCAGGAUGGAGACGAGGGCAAGAGCGGAGAGGUGGAGUACUUUUUGUCAGAUGGCGGUGACGGCUGUUUUGCAGUGGACAAGAAGACGGGCCAGGUGGUGACCACAGGCCUGCUGCUGCAGAGGGACAGGGAGUACUUGUUAAGCGUGGUGGCUCUGGACGGCCCGGGCAGCCGCAGCGCCCCCGCCAUGCUCUCUGUGGUCGCAGGAGCCAGAGCACCGCAGUUCACCAACAGCAGCUACGCCAUCUCCAUCCCAGAGAACACGCCGGAAGGACAGCCCUUCCUGGUGGUGUUUGCCAUUUCCUUCCAAAAGCAGCCAAUCAGCUACAGCCUGCUGAUCAAUCCCAGCAGCCUGUUCAGUAUCCGGCAGGAGACGGGAGAGAUCAGCCUGACCAGGACGUUGGAUUACGAGAGCGACCAGCGGCGGUACCUGCUGAUGGUGCGAGCCAGCGAGGAGGCCGGCAGCCUGAGCACGGCCACAGAGGUUCAGGUGUUGAUAACGGAUGAGAAUGAUUGUGUCCCAGAGUUCCUCCAAUCCAUCUACAGUGUGGAUGGUGUCCCCGAGACUGUAACCACGGCAACGUCUCUGCUGCAGGUUUUGGCCACAGACUGUGACUCGGGGUUAAACGCCGAGCUCACCUAUUACACCCUCAGCCCCGACUUCAGCAUUUCACCCCAUGGGACCGUUUUCCCCGCGGGGCGGCUGGACUACGAGAGGCGUAACCAUCUGUAUGAGUUUGUGGUGAUGGCGACAGACAGCGGCGAUGAGCCUCACUCCGGCACAGCCACGGUCCGUGUGAGGAUGGCGAACAUCAACGAUGAGGCCCCGGAGUUCUCCCAGCCUGUAUAUCGAACGUUUGUGUCCGAGGACGCAGGCCCCAACACUCUGGUCGCAACAGUUCUGGCCAAAGACCCGGACGGAGACGGGAUAAUCUAUUCAAUAACAGCCGGCAAUGAGGAAGGGAACUUUGUCAUCGACAGCCAGAAAGGGUUGAUUCGUCUCCGCUCCACUCCCCUGCCCAAGCUUCAAGGCCUGGAGUACGUCCUGAAUGUGACGGCCACAGACGACAAUGCAUCAGGCGGACCGCACCCUCUCUCCUCCACCGCACGUGUCAUCGUCGGAGUGGAUGAUGUCAACAACAACAAACCUGUCUUUGAGGAGUGCCAGCAAUAUCGUGAGCAGGCUUCAGUGCUGGAAAACCAGCCGACGGGGACUUUUGUGUUGCAAGUGCAUGCGGUGGAUGCAGAUGAGGGAGCAAAUGGAAAAGUCAAAUAUGGCUUAAUGCACAGAGACAGCGCCAUGCCCGCCUUCAGAAUCCAUCCAGACACAGGAGUGAUUGUGACAGCCCGGAGGUUCGACAGGGAGCGACAGAGGGAGUAUUUGAUUACGGUAACGGCCACUGACUGGGCCGAGGAGCCACUCAUCGGCAUCUGUCAGCUCACCAUCCAGAUUCUGGACCAGAAUGACAACAGCCCAAAGUUCGAGAAUUUGCGCUACGAGUACUUCCUGAGAGAGGACACGCUGGUCGGCACAAGUUUCCUGCGCGUGGCGGCUCACGAUGACGACUUUGGCACUAAUGCAGCGGUAACUUACUCCAUGUCCCUGGAGCCACCCGAGUACCUGCGGGUCAACCCCGUCACUGGAUGGGUCUACGUUAAUCAGCCCAUAUCACAGAGAACUUACAUCACGCGGGAAAUCAUAGCGACUGAUGGAGGAAACCGAAGCACCGCCGUAGAGCUGUCAGUCACCAUCACCAACGUGAAGAACCAGCCGCCGGAGUGGGACAAGGAGAGCUACAGCGUGGUCAUCCCUGAAAACACGGCCAGGGACACGCCCAUCGUGACGAUCAGAGCCACCUCUCACCUGGGUGACCCGCGGGUGACCUACAACCUGGAGGACGGGAUGGUCCCUGAAACCAACAUGCCAGUCCGGUUCUAUCUCUCACCAAACCGUGAGGACGGCUCUGCUUCCAUCCUGGUGUCCGAGCCGCUCGACUACGAGACCACGCCAUUUUUCUCCCUUCGGGUUCGAGCGCAGAACGUGGCUGCUGUUCCUCUGGCGGCCUUCACGACAGUCUACAUCAAUGUUACAGAUGUCAACGACAACGUGCCAUUUUUCACCUCCUCCAUCUACGAGGCAUCGGUGACUGAGGGAGCUCAGAUCGGGACUUCAGUCCUGCAGGUUUCUUCCCACGACAAAGACCUGGGGCUUAAUGGAGAGAUCACUUACUCUCUGCUGAGUGACAGCAGCGGCGACCACCAUCUGUUCCGUAUAGACCCAAACCUGGGGAUCAUCUGCACCGAGGCUGUGUUUGAUCGAGAGGCUCGGAGCUCCUAUUUGCUGGAAGUUCAGUCAGAAGACGGGCAGGAGUCAGCGCGACCCGGAAAGAACAAGCAGCCCAACUCAGACACAGCAUAUGUGAUUUUCAUCAGCGACGUCAACGACAACAAACCAGUCUUUGCUCAGAGACUGUAUGAAGUCGGAGUCGACGAGGAUGCAGACGUGGGCCUGGCUGUUGUCACUGUUAGCGCUAAUGACGAGGAUGAAGGUGCGAAUGCCAAGCUGCGUUAUCAGAUCACGUCUGGAAACAAAGGAGGAGUUUUUGACAUCGAGCCAGAGGUGGGGACUAUCUUCAUCGCACAGCCGCUGGAUUACGAGGAGCAGAAGAGAUACAAGCUGCUCGUCCUCGCCUCGGACGGGAAGUGGGAGGAUUACGCCGCCGUGGUUGUUACUGUGGUCAAUAAGAACGAUGAGGCGCCCGUUUUCUCCAUGAGCGAGUACUACGGAUCAGUCACAGAGGAGCUUGAUGGGUCACCUGUGUUUGUGCUGCAGGUGACGGCCACUGACCCUGACAAAGACGCAGACCAGGGCGCCAUCCGGUACUCCAUCCAUGGCCAGGGGGCGGAGUCACACUUCAUGAUCAACGACAUCACGGGGGAGAUGUACGCCCAGCGCACCAUGGACCGAGAGGAGCGCGCUGUCUGGCGCUUUGUAGUCAUGGCGACAGACGAGGAGGGCGAGGGACUCACCGGCUUCACAGAUGUUAUCAUCAACGUGUGGGACAUCAACGACAACGCCCCCACCUUCAUGUGUGCGCCCGAUAACUGUCACAGCAGCGUUGCGGAGAACUCUCCUCCUGGAACGUUUGUGGUGGAAAUGACCGCCGUGGACCUCGAUGACGCGGCAGUAGGUCAGAACGCCAUCCUCACGUAUCGCAUCACUGAGAACGCACGCAACGCAGACAAAGCAGAGCUGUUCACUAUUGAUUCAAGCACCGGCACCAUUUCUGUGGCAGCAGAGGGUCUGGACCGCGAGUCUGCGGACAGCCACAGGAUAGUAGUAGAGGCCAGAGACGGCGGCAGUAUGACAGGAACAGCGACCGCCACUGUAGCAGUUGCAGACAUCAACGACCACGUUCCCAGGUUUAAAGACGAGUGGUGUAGUGCUCGUGUGUCUGAGAGCACCAAUGAGGAUGCUCCAAUUCUGAAGCUGAGCGCCUUGGACCCGGACGCGGGCACGUACGCACAGCUGGCGUUCAGUGUGGUGGCGGGAGACAUGGAGCAGAGGUUCUACAUGGUGAGCCACAGGCAGGAUCAGACGGCGACUCUGAUGCUGAAGAAGAAGCUGGACUUUGAGAAAGCAGGAGAGCAGCGCUUCAACCUCACCGUCAAGGUGGAGGACUCUGACUUCUCCAGCCUCACCCACUGUGUGGUGCAGGUGGAGGAUGAGAACGACAAUGCUCCCGUGUUUGCCCCCAGCUCACACCUGCUCCCCCCUGUGCCUGAGGAUGUUACCGCGGGAACCAGCAUCGUUCAGGUGGUGGCCUCUGACUCAGACUCUGGCCUGAACGGGGAGAUUGUGUACAGCAUCUUGCCUGACUCUGACCCCUUUGGGCAUUUCUCAGUCAGCCGUGCAGGUGUGGUCACAGUGGCGAGCACGCUGGAUAGAGAGACCGUGGCAGGAUAUGAGCUUGUUGUCAUGGCGACAGACCGGGGUAACCCAGCACUGACUGGCAGUGUCACGGUCCACUUGCCGCUGUUGGACGUGAAUGACAACGGGCCGGAGCUGGAGACGGCGUACUCUCCCGUGCUGUGGGAGAACAGUCCGGCACCUCAGGCGGUCUGGCUGAACCGGAGCUCCACUCUGCUUCACGUUGUGGACAGAGACUCCCCAGAGCACGGUCCUCCCUUCCUCCUCUCCCUCCCCCCGCUGCACUCUGCAGACUUCCACCUCCAGGACCACGGAAACGGCUCUGCCUCGCUCACCGCCCUGCGGAGGUUUGACAGGGAGAGGCAGAGCGAGUUCCGCUUGCCCGUGAUCAUGAUUGACAGCGGCCUUCCGCCAAUGACAUCCACACACACGCUCACCAUCACCAUCGGUGACCAGAAUGACAACGCCCACCAGGCAGGCGAGAAAGAUGUCUAUGUGCAUUGCCGCAAGGGAGGGAUGGCAAAUGCGGCACUGGGGAGGGUGUAUGCCCCAGAUCCUGAUGACUGGGACAACAAGACCUACACUCUGGAGACAAGUGCAGCCAAGUACUUCUCUUUGAACCAGAGCUCAGGAGUGCUGACCGUCAGACAGAACACUCCAGCAGGCAGCUACUGGCUGAGGGUCGGGGUGUCUGAUGGGGUUUGGCCUGAUGUGAUCUCAGGGAUCAGAGUUCAUGUGAGGGAGCUGGAGGAAAAGGCCAUCCUGUCGUCCGCCUCGCUGCGUCUGACCGGCAUCACAGCGAGAGAUUUUAUCGACUCGCACGUCGAGGGGAAGAGUCGACUGGAGACGUUCUGGGACUUCAUGUCUGAAUCGCUGUCCGUCAGACCGGGGAGCAUCAACAUUUUCAGCAUAGCAGACAGAGAGCAGAAAACAGUGGACAUCCAUUUCUAUGUGCUCACGGAAAACGGCUACCUGCGUCCAGAGAAGCUGCACGCUGUCCUCGCCGCACAUAAAAAGAAGCUGCAGUCACUGCUGCGUGUCACUGUGAGCCAGGUGCAGGUGGACGAGUGUGUGCGCUCAGACUGUAAGACAUCCGGCGGCUGCUCAACACAGUUAAGCUUCAGCGACUCGCCCACCCUGGUGGACUCAGGAGUCUUAUCCCUGGUGUCAGUAAAGGUGACGUCCUUAGCCGUGUGUGGCUGCGCUGCCCGGGAAAUGACUCACCAAGGCUGCUCUUCCUACUCCAGCAACCCCUGCCUGAACGGGGGAACCUGCGUCGACACCCAGAAUGGAUACAGGUGCCACUGCCCCCCGCAGCUGGAGGGGCCCGACUGUCAGCAGACCACACUCAGUUUCCUUGGCGACGGUUAUGCCUGGUUUCCCCCCAUAAGGCCGUGCUUUGAUAGCCAUCUUUCGCUGGAGUUUAUGACGGAGGAGGAGGACGGGCUGCUGCUGUACGCCGGCCCGCUGGCCACGCUGCUGCCUGGAGACGCCGAGGACUACAUGGCCAUCGAGCUGAUUGGUGGGACACCCAGUCUGAAAGUUAACCACGGCUCUGGGACCCUGGUGCUCCAGUUGACACAUAAUGCCGGAGUGGCUGACAGGCGCUGGCAUCGCCUGGACGUGAGGAGCAACAGUAAAGAAGUGCGCUUCACUCUGGAUCGAUGUUCCACUGCGAUCAUCAUGGAGACAGAAGGCGUGGACUCCUGGGCAAUGACAGAGGACCGCUCAUCCUGUGAAAUCCGAGGGGUCACACCCAACAGGGACAAGUAUCUGAAUGGAAGCCAGGUCCUGCAGCUCGGAGGCGUCAAUGAAAACAUAUCGUAUGAAUACCCUCAGCUGCAGCACAAACACUUCACUGGCUGUUUAAGAAACCUGCUCAUGGACAGCAAGAUCUACGACCUUGGUUCUCCAGCUGAAUCUGCCGGUACUGUGCAAGGCUGCUUUCCUAUUGAUGACCACUGCACCAACAUGGAGACCCUCCCGUCCUGCGGCAGGAGGGGGCGCUGUCAGGGGGAGUGGGGCUCGGUCAGCUGCCUGUGUGACGUAGGGUUUACAGGCCCGCAGUGUGAAAAAGCGGCUCCAGAGUUCUCCUUUGACGGACGCAGCCACAUCCAGUUCCAGCUCUUGUGGUCGUUGCCUGCGCGACAGAACAGGGUCCAGGUCGGGGUCCGGACAAGGGCUCCCUCCGGAGUCAUCCUCAGUCUGCUUUCCCAGGAGCAGAAUGAAUACCUGCGUUUAGAGGUGAUUCAGGGUCUGCUGGCUGUUUUCUACAACCUCGGAGACGGAGACUUCAACGUGACGCUGCCCCACCAUCGCCUUACUGAUGGAGAGUGGCACCAGGUUGAGCUGGACCGGUACGGCCGAGAGUUCACCCUGAGACUGGAUGGAGGCGGCGGGCGGCGGGAGGUCACCUUCUCACCCGGGCAGAGUCAGGAGAUCAUCAUCGACUCCUCGGCCGUGAUGUUAGGAAACUCUUUUCCCUCGGGACACAACCGGAGCUUCCUCGGCUGUUUGCGAGACUUGAGGUUUAACGGCCGCUCCGUCCCCCUGGAUGGGGAGCAGCCCUCGGAGGGUCUCCAGGUGGUCACUUCGCAGGGCGUCACUUUGGGCUGCUCGUCUGACGCCUGCAGGAAACAUCAGUGCUCUCCUCCGCUGGUCUGCGUGGAUCUCUGGAGACAUCACGAGUGCAGGUGCCCCGCAGGCCACCUGACCAAAGAGAGCUCCGUGGGAAAGGUGUGUGUCUACACGCUGUGCGCCAGCCGGCCCUGCCGCCACGGCACCUGUGUGGCUCACUCCCCGUCCCGCUACACGUGCCUCUGCAGCGAGGGAUACCGGGGACGCCACUGCGAAGUGACGCUCGCCAUGUUCCACAAUGAGGACGGCAACAGCCUGAGCCUCAGCUCCAUGUUCGCCAUCAGCAUCUGUGUGCUGGCGUUUCUAGUGUUGAUGCUAGGCCUCUUCCUCUACUCCUGCUGGAGGAGGCACAAGGGCCUGAAGGAGGGCGUGUACCAUGUGUCUGCGCACCACGGCGAGUGGGAGGACAUCCGGGAAAACGUGCUUAACUACGACGAGGAGGGAGGAGGCGAGCAGGACCAGAAUGCCUUCAACAUGGUGGAGCUGCAGCGCUCCCUCCAGCCCAGCCCGGCUCAGUCUCUGCGCUACAGCUACCCACAGAGCAUCAUCUCUUACCCGCAGACGAAGAUCCCCCAGGACAACAACAAGAAGGGGAUGACUAAUGGCAACGGCAGCGCAGCGAUCGCCCUGCGUCUGGCCAUCCCCCCCUCAGAGACAGAAUCACUGCCUUCCCCUCUGACUUUCCGCCGCUCCCACAAAACCCUCUCCUUCUCUAGCCAGGACUUAGCCCGCUACCUGUGUGAGGUCAUCAGGGACAUGGAGCACCCGGGGGAGCUCGGCACCAUGACCACGCCGCGGCGCUCCAACGGGAAGGAGCGUGGCUUGGCGGCGGUGCGCUCCCUCAGCUCCCUCAGUGCCUCUCAGGGUUCAGAGGUGAAACUGCAGGCGGCCCCGAGCAGCCGACUGGACAGGUUCAAAACCCUCCGAGCCGUAGUGAGCGAUCUGAGAGGAGAGACCAAGACUGCGGAGGCCCAGAGAGACAAAGUGAAGGAGAGCAGAGGGCAGCUGAACUGUGAGAAGAGCGGCUGAGGCUCGGAGAAACUGAACUGAAGGUUGCAGAAAAGCAACGCUAAUCAGGAGCGGUUGGUGGGAAUUCCAAAGGGAGAUAAUUAAAUGUGAAAUACUCUGAGACUGGGAGGACGCCCAGGGUCUGUGUGAAGUCUGCUAUACAUGUACUGUAUUGAUGAAACGUUGAACUUUCCAGCUCUUUGAUAUAAAAGAUGUUUACCAAUGAAUGACCAGAUGUGAUGUAUUGUUUACUUGGCAUUGCACUGUACAGUAUUAACUCCACAGAGAGCACUUUUGGAAGCGCCGUGUCCAAACUCUUCAUCUCCACCAAGCUCAUCAAAUGUCUGCAAAGUCUGACGGUUAAUGAGUUUCCUGCCAGAACUCUUUUUCGCUGUUAAUGACUCAUGAAACCGUUUAUGUGACAAAAUCAUUUUCUUUCAUUUGUAUUAUCCCUUUCUUUUUUCAAUAAAUGAUUAUCUUUGAUAAUA